Molecule: messenger RNA, 963 nt
Organism: Daucus carota subsp. sativus
Lineage: Eukaryota; Viridiplantae; Streptophyta; Magnoliopsida; Apiales; Apiaceae
Product: chalcone isomerase-like protein 2
Exons: 5
Coding region: 139-798 (219 amino acids)
Molecular function (GO): intramolecular lyase activity
Source: RefSeq, a predicted model, not a curated record
GCUAGCUACCCGGCUAAUUCUGCAAUCACACUAUAUAAGGGGCGAGACCAUAGAUACAUUAAUAUAAAAUCCUCGCAUAUAAACGAGCAUCAAUCCAGAGCCCAAAGUUCAUAUACCUCGCAAGCAAGUCAAUUUAAGAUGGGGACUGAAGUGGUGAUGGUAGAUGGAAUUCCCUUUCCUCCUCAGAUCACAACGUCCUCGUCCUCUCCGUUAUCUCUUCUGGCUCAUGGAAUCACGGACAUUGAGAUACAUUUCCUCCAAAUCAAGUUCACUGCAAUCGGUGUUUACAUUAAUCUGGAAGACAUUCUCCCACAUAUAAAAAACUGGAAGGGUAAAACAGGAGAUGAGCUCGUUCAGGACGACGACUUCUUUGACGCUUUGGUUACUGCCCGGGCGGACAAGUUUUUGAGAAUAGUGGUGAUAAAAGAGAUAAAAGGAUCGCAGUAUGGAGUUCAGGUGGAGAGUGCAAUUAGGGAUCGACUAGCAGAAGUUGAUAAAUAUGAAGAAGAGGAAGAGGCUGCGCUCGACCAAGUUGUCCAGUUCUUUCAGUCCAAAUAUUUCAAGAAAGACUCUGUCAUCACCAUCAAUUUUCCUGCCACUGCUGCCAUCGCUGAGAUCGGGUUGUCGAUAGAGGGGAAGGAAGACAGUUUUUCAAAAAUCAAAGUGGAGAAUGAGAAUGUAGCGGAGAUGUUGCAGAAAUGGUAUCUAGGAGGUAGCAGGGGCGUCUCACCUACCACCAUUUCAUCUAUCGCGAACUCCCUCAGUACUCAUUUGUGCGUCCCACCCCCCAGUCCAUGAGAUCUCUGUAGCUCUUGCUAUUUGCUUUUCUAUUUUAUUCAUCAUCUCCGUGCCUUGUUGGACCACACUAGCCGGAGCAGCACCUCAAUGUCUUCGACUUUUGUCCAAAAUGUGAUCGAUACGAUAUAACUAUUCAUAAUCAAAUUUAUUACUUUAUCUAGUUAA